This is a messenger RNA of Centrocercus urophasianus (Greater sage-grouse), 1980 nucleotides long. It is a transcript of the gene IL13RA2, whose product is annotated as interleukin 13 receptor subunit alpha 2. The record is from RefSeq and is a predicted model, not a curated record. Gene Ontology annotation, cellular component: external side of plasma membrane. Gene Ontology annotation, molecular function: cytokine receptor activity; protein binding. The coding region runs from base 543 to 1718 and encodes 391 amino acids. Gene Ontology annotation, biological process: cytokine-mediated signaling pathway. The transcript has 10 exons. Lineage: Eukaryota; Metazoa; Chordata; Aves; Galliformes; Phasianidae.
AAAGCAGCAUUCUCCCAGCAGAAUCCAUCCAGCUCGUGGCAGGAAAAUCCCUCCGCUGCUGGUGUGGGGCUGUUCACUAUAUCCCACGUGUGCAAUGUACUUGUUUUGCUGUCUGGGAGGGGAUGUCGAGCCAGAUUUCUGCAGUGGGCAGUGAGCAAGUGGUGUUUCUUCCUCUUCCUUUUUCUUCAUGUGCAUCCUAUGCACAGAAUGCUCCCAGGCAGGCUGCUUGGAUGCGACUGCUUGAAACUCUCUCUCUAGAACAGGAACAUAUGCGAAGCUUUUCCUUUCAUUUUCCUGCUCCGGUUUUCUUUUUUUACAGCUGGUAAAUACCUUCUCCUUACGCGUUACCUGGCUCAGAGGAAAAUCCAGAGCUGCUGCGAAUUACACUCAUCAGGGAAGAGGAAAAAAAAAAAAUAAUACAGAAAAACCCCUCUGGGAAAUGAUGAAUCAGUAAACAAGUAAAAGGCGAUUGUCAUCUGUGUGCGUCCUGCAGAGGGAAUUCCACGGCCCCACUGCAGUGAUAGAAGCCUUUCACCACCACGAUGCUGCACCAAAGGGCUCCUCCAGUGCUGGCAAUGGCUUUGCAGCCCAUCUCCCUCCUCUCCCUGGUGUUGGCGUGGGGCUGCGUGGCCUCUUCCUCCCCCUGGCAUACAGCAGUUGCUCCCCCCCUAGACCUUCAGAUCACCGAUCCUGGGCUCUUAGGUUCUCUCGAUAUAGAGUGGAAACCUCCACCCAACAUACAGACCUCCAAUGAAUGCACAGUGAAAUACAAGUGUGAAUACCGUAACACCGGCGACAGAGAAUGGAAGGUUAUUUUUACUAAGAAACUAAAACUCAGAGUUGGAUUUGACCUCAGCAGGACUGCUGAAGUGAAGGUCCAGACCCUGCUCAAAGGAUGGUGUACCAACGACGUGGAAGUUCAGAGUGAAUGGGUUUAUGCCACCUUUCGGGUCCCACUGCAAGGGAAACUGGAAUCUGAGGUUCAGAAUUUUCAUUGCGUCUAUCAUGACUGGGAAUACCUCAAGUGCACGUGGCAACCAGGUCUCCUUGCUCCUCGUGGUGUAAAUUAUGGACUAUACUAUUGGUAUGAGGGCCUGGAGCACGCAGUGCAGUGUGACAACUAUAUCCAGGAUCGUGGUAUAAACGUGGGCUGCAUGCUGCAAAACCUGAGCCAGGCAGAAUACAAAGACCUGAGCAUCUGUGUCAAUGGGUCUGUGGCAGCCACCUCACUGAGGCCUCUGUAUGCCACCCUGCGCCUUCACAACCUGGCCAAGCCCUCACCCCCCCAGCAGCUGGUGGUCUCCAUGUCUGCAGCUGAAGAGCUCCGCGUGGUGUGGAGCCCACCUGGUGGCCAAACACCCCCCCAGUGCCUGGAGUACGAGGUGCAGCUGGCAGAGGAGCAGAGGGAGGCCAAGGCUGCCUGGGCGUCCAUGUCCACUCAAGUGGAAACUGCUUUCACCAUCUCCAGAGCAAAUCAGAGCCGUGUUUCUUGUGUCCGUGUCAGAGGGAGAACAAACAGUUUCUGUGCUGAUGAGGGCUUCUGGAGUGAAUGGACACAGGAGUGCUUCUCUGUAAGCAGAAAAGAAGUCAAGCAGCUAUUUAUCCUCAUUCCAGUCAUCCUGGGGUUGUCAAGUAGCCUCUUCAUAUUUACAUUGAUUGGCCAAUGCAAGAAAAGAUCCCCAGCAGGAAAACCAUUGCACACGUUUCUGGGAUGCUAAGUGCACCCAUGGAUGCUGUGUUUGAUGGGCUGCUCUCACAUCAUCCCAAGGACAGCCAAGAAGCCUGGAGCUUUCUAGGCCAGCGUGGGUCUCCCCUGUGCUGUGUGAGGCUGGCAGUCACAAUCCAAUCCUCAACAGGCCCAGGAAAACAGGGGAGGAGCUGUAAACUGACUGGAGCAAACUGUUUCUAAUAACAAGGCAAAGGAGAAAAAGGAGGCGUGGAAAUUGUGAUGAAUAAAGAUAAAUAGAAUCCGCAGAGCAA